Monopterus albus (swamp eel) is the source of this 5977-nucleotide messenger RNA. RefSeq names its product calnexin (gene canx). Bases 108 to 1931 code for a protein of 607 amino acids. Gene Ontology annotation, biological process: protein folding; ERAD pathway. The record is from RefSeq and is a predicted model, not a curated record. The transcript has 15 exons. Gene Ontology annotation, molecular function: calcium ion binding. Gene Ontology annotation, cellular component: endoplasmic reticulum membrane; endoplasmic reticulum. NCBI's taxonomy places the organism in Eukaryota, Metazoa, Chordata, Actinopteri, Synbranchiformes, Synbranchidae.
UCGGUGACCAAUCAGAGAACGAGAAUGGCGGUUUCUACCGUGCAAUAUCCCACGUGAUUCUCCUCAGUAGUUUCCAGGCGGUCAGAUCGGAAAGCUGAGAGAAGACUAUGGAUCAGAGGGUCAGGUUGUUCUUCCUCCUGGCGGCAGGCCUCCUCUGCCUCAGUCUGGCUCUCACUGUUCAGGCUGACGAAUUGGUUGAGGACAUCCCGGAUGACGACGUGGACGUGGAAGAUGAGCUGGAUCUGGGUUUGACCGGAGGUGAGGAGGAGCUGGAGGGGGAUGUAGAGGAUGAGGCUCCACCUGCACCCAAAACUCCUCCUUCACCCAAGGUGACCUAUAAAGCCCCAGAGCCGAUGGGGGAACAUUUCAUUGCUGAGUCUUUUGAUCGAGGGACACUAGACAGUUGGGUGCUGUCCAGCGCCAAGAAGGAUGACACCGAUGAAGAGAUCGCCAAGUAUGAUGGUAAAUGGGCGGUGGAAGACCUGAAGGACAGUAAACUGCCUGGCGAUAAAGGUCUGGUUCUGAAGUCCAAAGCCAAACAUCACGCCAUCUCAGCCAUGCUGCUGCGACCUUUCGUCUUCGACACCAAACCCCUUAUCAUCCAGUACGAGGUGAACUUCCAGUCAGGUAUCGACUGUGGCGGCGCCUACAUCAAGCUGCUGACUCAGACUCCCCAACUGAACCUGGAGCAAUUUGUGGAUAAAACCCCGUACACCAUCAUGUUUGGACCCGACAAAUGUGGAGAGGAUUACAAACUGCACUUCAUCUUCAGACACAAAAACCCUAAAACUGGAGAGUACGAAGAGAAGCAUGCCAAGAAACCUGACGCCGACCUGAAGACGUACUAUACUGACAAGAAGACACACCUGUACACGCUGGUGGUGAACCCUGACAACACUUUUGAAGUGCUGGUGGAUCAGACAGUGGUGAACAGUGGCAGCCUUCUGACAGACAUGACACCCCCUGUGAACCCCCCUGCUGAGGUCGAGGAUCCUGAUGACCACAAGCCUGAGGACUGGGACGAGAGGCCCAAGAUCCAGGACCCUGAUGCUGUCAAGCCUGAAGACUGGGAUGAGGACGCUCCUGCUCAGAUUCCAGAUGAAGGCGCUGUGAAACCAGAUGGCUGGUUGGACGACGAGCCGGAGUAUAUCGGUGAUCCUGACGCUGUCAAACCUGAUGACUGGGAUGAGGACAUGGAUGGUGAGUGGGAGCCUCCUCAGGUCCCUAACCCCGCCUGUGAGACCGCCCCUGGCUGUGGAGCCUGGAAGCGACCGGUGAUUGACAACCCCAACUACAAGGGCAAGUGGAAGCCUCCCAUGAUCGACAACCCAAACUACCAGGGCAUCUGGAAGCCAAGGAAGAUCCCCAACCCGGCAUACUUUGAGGAUCUGCACCCAUUCAGGAUGAGUUCGUUCAGUGCAGUGGGACUCGAGCUGUGGUCCAUGACCUCCGACAUCUUCUUCGACAACUUCUUCAUCACCAAUGACCGCAGUGUUGCCGACCGCUGGGCCAACGAUGGCUGGGGGCUGAAGAAGGCGGCAGAGGGCGCUGCUGAGCCUGGUCUGGUAGCUCAGAUGCUGAAUGCUGCAGAGGAGCGGCCGUGGCUCUGGGUCAUCUACGUCCUCACUGUGGCUCUGCCGCUCGUGCUUAUCGUGGUCUUCUGCUGCACCGGCAAGAAGAAGAGCCCAGUGACGCCGGCAGAAUACAAGAAGACAGAUGAACCUCAGCCUGAUGUAAAGGAGCAGGAAGAGGAGGAGGAGGAGGAGGAGGAGGAAGAGGCUGAAAAGAAGAGUGAUGGAGAGGAGAGUCCUGCAGAGGAAGAGCAAGAGGAAGCAGAGAAGGAAGGAGAGAAGGAGGCCACAGCUGAUGAGAAGCUGGAGGAUGACGCUCUGCGGAGAUCUCCCAGGAGCCGGAAGGCCAGAAGGGACUGAUAUCUCUGAAUCCUUGACACCUCUCCCCCUCCCCUUUCUCCUCCUCUUCCUCUCCUCCUCUGCUCUAAGGCGAUGAAGCCUAAAUGGAUCCAGUGGAAACAGCAAUGCUGACAGGAAACUAAUGAAGAUAAAGUUGCUGAUGAUGAUGAUUCCAGUAUGAACAGCACUGAGUUAGUGUGAUUAAAGGAUUUUUGUUUUUGAAAGAGAUUAGCUGAAACUUCCUGCAUCAUUCCUUAACAAUACCUGAGCAGACGUAACUCCACAGGACCAUCUUGUUGCGUCAUGUCUACUGUACCGCUGCCCACUCACUUCACAGCACCAACCUGAAGUAGAAAUUUCACCAGUUAGCCUGCAGUCUGAGGAAGUUGACCAUUGUCUUGCAUGAGCUACUGAUAGUCUCUUAGUUAAUCUACCAGCAGCCAGAUUAUUAUCAUCUGACAGGGUUAUCCUGUAAAUGUCUGGAAAUUAACCUCCCAUAAGUCUAAAUAUCUUAACAUGUAGUAUAAUUAGUGCACCAACAGCCAGAUGAUGAUAAACAGCAGCCAGGAUAAACUUACAAAUAGUCAAUAAGCAUAUAAAUAAACGGGGCUAAUUGCUAUUAACUGACUGCUAAUUGGCCUAAUCAUUAAGAUAUAAGCAGUUGGAUUCAUCUUACUAGGUUGAUUCCCUGACUAUUUGUGACAGUCUUGUCAAACAGGCUGCUAACUAGUCUAAUUAGUCUUCUGGCAGCCAGAAAACGUGGCAGUCACUAACUAGCCAACAAUUUGAAGUCAUGGUCUUCCUGCUCAGGCUACCAACAGUCUGCUCAAUUAUCCCGCUGUCAGGCUGCUAAUUAGGCUAAUGGCAGUCAGAAUUACCCAACAAUCAGUCAGAGAAAGUCUUCCAAAUUAGCCAACCAACGGGCUGCUCGUUAGCCCUUAAACAGCAUGGUUAAUGUACCAACUGCUGUCUAGUUUUCUAGGUUGGGCCAAGAUGUCUGGAAAUUAGCCUGCCAGCAGUCACUUGCUAAUUGGCACGAGAGCUGCAUGAAAACCUGGCUGUUUGUACCACAAUUUAAAGUAAGCCAACAUGAUCCCACAGUGAGCUAAUCAACCUACCAAACAAGCUGCUAACAAGCCCACAAGCAACGUGAGUAACUCACUAACAACUAGCUACUAGGAGUUAGCCAUCGGGCUUUCUAGUUGUAAAACAUUAGCCUGCUAGCAGGUUGAAGUAACCCAGAGCUUAGUGAUCUGCCACAGCAGGUACCAUGCUGAUAUUUAAACUGAUUAACUGGGAACACUCCAGCUGACACAAUGUUUUUGUCUUUUUUUUUUCCCCCUCAUGAAAGUGUUUGUUCUGCAGCAGUUAGCAACAUGUUAGCUCCACAAGAGAAACAGCUCAGCGAUUCUACUGUGUUCUGCUGUCCUGAUGGCAGUGAGGAAGGUCAUAGUGGAAAAAGCUGGGUCCGACUGUAAAUGUGGUUUGCUCAUUUAGACUCAGGCUGUGUUCUUUGUAAUGUUCUGUGUGGGAUAAACUUGUCAGAGUUGAGGGUCAGAUAUGUGUUGCUUAUCAAUGGAUCAUGUCCUACUGGUUCUCACUCGCCACACACAGCCAUUUUCAACCAUAGCUGUCCAAGAGACCAUGUGGUGGUAACCAGCAGCAGCAGAUGAGCUCCUGAAACCAAGGACCUUUUGGUUCCAUUCAGUUUGUUCAGAUUUCUAGCAUUCUGGAGAUACAACCAGGUCCAACAACAUCUCCUUUAUCUGGGCAGGUUGGUUUCACUGUCUGGUUAAAAUAAGGUUGGCGUGAUCAGAGCUUUUUAACCAACUCCAUGUUUAAUGGGGGAAAUUCUCUGUUUCCUUUACCUUCAGUUUCAUAUCAGCACAUGGUGCAAAUUGGGUGAAUGUAGUUAAGUAAUACAGUGGAGAAUUAGAGGCAGCCUUGAGGCAACAUUUUGACCUCGAGCGUCUUUGUCAGGUAAAAAUGUAGUUUGACGAAGACCUUGACAGUCGAAACACUGCACACAACCUCUUUUCUUUUGUUUGCUGCUUUUGUCCUGCAGCUUUCUGGUAUUAUCAGGACUGUUAGAGCUUCAGUAAGUAAAACGAGCUGCUGUCGUCUCUGGACAGAAAAUCUGUCACGUCUGCAGGUAGGCAAACUCACUGUUUCGUUGACCCCCGUAUGAAAAGAAAAAGUCAUGAAAGGGGGAACAGCUCAGGUGUUGAACCUCACACCUGUCCACCUGCUGCACUGCAAAGCUCCAGCAAACAAAUCCAUGUUGGAUAUUAGGUCAGGAGACUGAACGUGAAAUUCGUUCUUGACCUCAGAAACGUAAAACAAAAUAUUUGAGCCACGUGCUAGGUUUACCAGUGCUUUCAUUCAUACUUUGUGGUCUUUGUCAGUAGGUUUUAGUAAUACAAACAUGUAUUAUGAAAAUCACUAUUCGAUGCAGCCUUAGUCUGUACAGACUGAAUUCUUGUCCCAUGCAACCACAACUAUUUAGGAUUAUAACUUUUUUUUUCUGUGGCUGUCUGCUGCUGCUGCUCUCUGGUGGAUUCCUGUUGGGUCUCCGCCAGUCACAUGACCUCAGUGUCAGCUGAGACCUACAGUAGCUACAGUCCCACCUAAAAACUCAGAUUAGUCCAGGAAGCUAACAGGAAGUGGAUCUGUUUGUCUCAGCCCACCUGUAUGCAUUUAUAAUGUGUGUAUGAACAUGGACACGCACAGGUGGAGGCCGCUGUGUAAACUACAGCUCCAACCGUUAUUCUGUUACUCCAUCAACUGCUAGAAUUAACCCACAGCAUCUUUGAUAAUCAAAUAAUCAUUGAAGUGUUUCCAGCUUCCUAAAUGUUGGUGGUUUGUUUUUAUUUGAUCACUCUUUACCGAACAACACUGUCGACCUUCUACACAGGUCUCUUUUUUUGACCUUCUACAGCCCAAAAGAUUAAUCAAUAAACUAACUGAUAACAGAAAUGUUAGAUGUGUGAAACGCCAUUCAAAACAGUUCAUGAAUGACAAUCUAGUUCAACCUGGCUGUAAUAAUAUAAAAUGUCCUUAUAGGAGAAGCUGCAUAGUUUACAAAUGCUGCACAUUGAUAAGCGGUCUCCUUUCAGUACUACAGUAUAGUGUUGUAGAUCAUUUACUACAGGUUCAUAUUGGGCCCAUAGGUCCUAAAUUGGGUUGCUUAGUGUCACAGAUUUGUGACCUCCUGACCUCUCAUUGCCAUCAGGACUAAACAUCCAGGUUUCUCCAUUAAAUCCUCAGAGAAGAUGCCAACUUGGGUUCAGGAUCCCAAGUUGUUUGUUUUUGUUACAUUAUGAAAUCAUCAAACAAUUGUCCUGGAAAACGUCCACGAAGAGGCGCUGACCUUCAGUGUGGCUGAGUUUCCUAAAUCUGAAGGUGAGGGCAAGAAAUUCAGCCACAUCACUCUGGUCUUGUGUCCCUGAGGCGGCUGUUGUCAUUGUUGAGUUUUCUAGACACUAAAUGUCUUCCUGUCAGAGGUCCAGUCAGGAUGUGCAUGCUGAAUGUUGAACUGAUGAGGUUUAGGAGUCUGGCGGCUUUCUGAUCACCAGUGAGUUCAGAUCUGGGGCCUUGGUAUAACCUCCCUCUCCUCUUAGGGUAAACAAGCUACUCUAUCUUUGGCUGUCAAUACUGUUGCUUUUAGUCCUUUAGGUUUAAGUGCUGUAAAUCCACUGAUUUGGGGUUUCAGCAGCAGCAGCAGCAACAACUUUUAUUUCAGCUGUACUCUGUCACCUCUUUUGUUUUCUAGUGUUGGAUUGUCUUUAUUUUGUUCAGCUCAUGCCUGGUUGAAGCUGCCUAGCUAACAAACUGUAGACUGAACACUGUAUCUGCUGGUGGGACUUUACAUGACCCUGUAACUAUUGACUUGUUAGUUUUAUUGACUUUGUGUUAAACUAAAUGUUCAGCCCAGCCUGUUUGGGAUGUACAUGCAGCGUAGAAAGAUGCACCUGCACCACAGGAAGGUCCAGCUUUGAACAGAAAUACUGAUACGUGUGUGUGUCAACAUUUGUUUUGAUGAAUAAAAAAGCCAAAUGGAAACUGAA